AUUUUCAACUGCGCAGCCAUGAACCGGAAGGAAGUUGAUGACGCUGACGUAGGUUAGCAAGUUACAUUUACCAAGUCGGCCGUGGCUUCUAUGGAAGAGAUGUCAGGAGAGAGCGCCGUGAGCUCGCCAGUGCCGGCAGCUACCACCCGGACCACAUCCUUCAAAGGUUCCAGCCCCAGCUCGAAAUAUGUGAAGUUAAAUGUAGGCGGGGCUCUGUACUACACAACAAUGCAGACUCUGACCAAACAAGACACCAUGCUUAAAGCCAUGUUCAGUGGCAGGAUGGAGGUCCUCACGGACAGUGAAGGUUGGAUUCUGAUUGAUCGCUGCGGCAAACAUUUCGGAACGAUACUAAACUACCUUAGAGAUGGAGCGGUGCCGUUACCGGAUAGUCGGCGGGAAACCGAGGAGCUGCUUGCAGAAGCCAAGUAUUAUCUUGUCCAAGGCCUCGCAGAUGAAUGCACGGCUGCUUUGCAGAAUAAAGAAACGUAUGAGCCCCUUUGUAAAGUGCCUCUGAUGACAUCAUCGAAGGAGGAGCAGAAGCUAAUUGCAACUUCAAAUAAGCCUACAGUCAAACUGCUGUAUAACAGAAGCAAUAACAAAUAUUCCUACACCAGCAAUUCUGACGACAACAUGCUGAAAAAUAUUGAGCUGUUUGACAAGCUGUCGUUGCGGUUCAACGGCCGUGUACUCUUCAUCAAAGAUGUGAUCGGGGAUGAGAUCUGCUGCUGGUCCUUCUACGGGCAGGGUCGGAAGAUAGCUGAAGUGUGCUGCACCUCCAUCGUUUAUGCCACUGAGAAGAAGCAGACAAAGGUGGAGUUCCCUGAAGCUCGCAUCUAUGAGGAGACCCUCAAUAUCCUCUUAUACGAAUCCCACGACGGGAGGGGGCCAGACAACGCUCUGCUGGAGGCAACAGGCGGCGCCGCCGGACGAUCCCAUCAUCUGGACGAAGAUGACGAGCGAGAACGAAUCGAGCGAGUUCGUAGGAUCCACAUUAAACUACCCAACGACCGAACGCACCACCACCAGUGACCUCCCACCUGUUUUAGCUGAGGCCUUCCACCGCACCCGUGCCUUAGACCUGCCCUCAACAGCGCCUCUCUAACAUGCAUUACCAGGAGACGGUAUUAGUGUGUAGCUGCGCCGUUCAUGUGUUCAUUGUGUCUCCUUUGCUGCGGUCUGGCUAACUGACUGCAGUGUGUGUUCAAUUGUAUCACGGUUGUCUUCUGGCACGCAGAAGUUCAUAAUCAUAUUUGGUUGCUCACCGAAGUUUCAACUAACGUCUGUAUGUUGUAUGUGUGUUCAUCACAAGUGGUCCUAAGGAGAUCAAAAAUUAUGAUGUCAGUAGUUACAAAUGGAUCAUGUCAUAUUUUCCUUUCCAUGUGGCUUUGAGUGCUUCACUGAUCAUUCAGAGAAUGACCCAAGUGUUAAUCACGAAGUGGCCACCAGAUGGCACUGUUUUUAUUCUUAGACAUUUUUAUUAGAUGUUAUUGUUUAAUACACAGAAGUGGAUCAAAUAUU
Syngnathus acus (greater pipefish) is the source of this 1521-nucleotide messenger RNA. RefSeq names its product potassium channel tetramerization domain containing 10 (gene kctd10). Gene Ontology annotation, cellular component: Cul3-RING ubiquitin ligase complex. The record is from RefSeq and is a predicted model, not a curated record. Gene Ontology annotation, molecular function: protein binding; ubiquitin-protein transferase activity. Gene Ontology annotation, biological process: protein homooligomerization; negative regulation of Rho protein signal transduction; protein ubiquitination. Lineage: Eukaryota; Metazoa; Chordata; Actinopteri; Syngnathiformes; Syngnathidae. The coding region runs from base 91 to 1032 and encodes 313 amino acids. The transcript has 7 exons.